Anthostomella pinea is the source of this 1329-nucleotide messenger RNA. Lineage: Eukaryota; Fungi; Ascomycota; Sordariomycetes; Xylariales; Xylariaceae. The record is from the annotation of a GenBank genome assembly.
AUGCAGUUCACUGAUAUCUUCCGAUCUCUAGCCUCGCGGCCUCGGUCGUCGACGAAGGGACCACUUGAUGUGGACGAUGCUCCUCUGGCCUCCCCAUUAUCACCACAAACCAACCGCCUCAGCGCAAGCCAGCAUGCAAGCCCCCGAAUCAGCACACCACAGGCCCGCUCGCCCUCGCGGCCCACAGCAGCAGCACCGCCCUCGUCAUCAUCAGACGCGCCCCUGACAUCCAAGGACUUCUCGUUCCUCCUAAAGCCCGAGAUCUACCACCAAAUCUCCCCCCUCUCCAUCCCAGCCCCCUUCCGCACACCCUCGCGGCAACCCGCCCCGGAAACCCCUAUCCCAGACCUCCUGUCCAGCGGGCACUUUCGCGCGGCUGCCAUCGCCGCAGUGCAGGCUCUAACCAGCAGUCCCGUAUCAGCAACAACAGCCGCGGCACACCCACCCGCAGACCCGACGGACCACGCCCGCAUUUUCGAGCUCCUGUACACGCGCCUAGCCUGCCUCUGCCUCAUCGACGCGGUCCCGCUCGCCGCGCAGGAGGCCAAGGCGCUCGAGGAUCUGAAUUCGGCCUUCUACCUCGACCCGCUCAGCGGCGCGCACCUGGUCCCCUGGGAGCUGCGUACCCUGGCGGUCCGGCUGCAGACGAUCGGGUUCGGCGACCCGCGCGGCGCGGUGAUGAGCUACUAUGAGCUGGCGCGGGAGGCGCGCGCCGAGAUUGCGAAAGCUGGCAGGGCGCACGACCACAGCGCGGCCGAGGUCUGGAAACGCAGGCUCGCGGAGCUCGGCGUGAAGGUCACCGGCGCCCUGGUCGAGAUGGACGACCUGGCGUCCGCGGCGGAGCACCUGGCGUCGCUGCCAGAGAAGGGUGGGGGCCGCUUGGCGACGAGUCGCGCGCUGCUGUGGCUGCACCUGGGCGAUGUGGAGGCGGCCACGCGGUGUGUGCGGGAUGGACAGGCGGGCGAGACGGGCGCAAGGGUCGUGGGUGCGCUGGCUGAUAUGGCGGAUGGCGAGUACGUAGCCGCGCUGGGCAAGUGGCAGGCUCUGCAGGCCGAGAUGGAGCAGAAUGGGGUUCGGGAUGAGAUGGUUGGGGUCAACCUUGCCGUCUGCUUGCUCUACACUGGACAGAUGCCUGAAGGUCGCGAUAUCUUGGAGGGUCUAGCCGAGGCGGGCCUGACGUCUCAUACCUUGCUCUUUAAUUUGACGACUAUGUACGAGCUCUGCACGGAGAGGGCCAAGGGUCUGAAGGUCAAGCUGGCGGAGCGCGUGGCGGACAUGCAGCCGUCGGCGCAGGGCUGGGAGAAGACGAAUGGGGACUUCAAGCUCUAG